CCCCUGUCGAGAGGUUAAUUGACUGACUAAAAACAGUAUACAAUGGAUUUGAAAUCGUUAAAUAGAUUUUCUAAGAUCAUUGUUUUGCAUUCUAUAUCAAUUCUUGUUUUAGCUCAACAAGUAAUAAAGAGAAAUCUACUUGUCAUAUAGUUAUGGACAGAAGUUGCAAUCUUCUCUUUGGUCUAGCAGUUUUCAUUCUGCUUCAUCACAAUACUUCACUUGCUAGUGUUCCUAAUAUUAGCACUGAUGAAGUUGCUCUUCUUGCACUGAAAUCACACAUUUCUUCUCCUCAUAACAUCUUACAAAGCAACUGGUCCUCUUCCAGCCCAAUAUGCAGCUGGAUCGGAAUCACUUGCGGCUCCCGCCACAAUCGAGUCACUGCUUUAAACAUUUCUAGCAUGCAACUUCAUGGUACCAUUCCUCCACACCUUGGAAACCUCUCAUUUCUCAUCUCCCUCGACAUCAGUAACAACACUUUCCAUGGAGAUUUCCCAGAAGAGUUGGCUCAUUUGCAGAGGUUGAAAUUGAUUAAUGUCACAAGCAAUAACUUCACUGGUUCCAUUCCAUCAUUUUUAAGUUUCUUACCUAACCUUCAAUACAUGUACCUUUCGAUGAAUCAAUUUUGGGGGGAAAUUCCAUCUUCCCUUUCCAAUCUAACAAAGCUAGAAGUGUUGAGAAUGAAUAGAAAUUUUCUCAAAAGAGAGAUCCAUCGGGAAAUCGGUUAUCUUCGUUACUUGACUAUCCUAGACUUGCAAUGUAAUCAGCUUACUGGCUCUAUACCAACAUCAAUCUUCAACAUUACAACGAUGCGAAUCAUUGCUCUUUCCCAUAACAAUCUUACUGGUAAGCUUCCCACAUCUAUAUGUGACCAUCUUCCAAACUUGGAAGGGCUUUACCUCGGAGGCAACUCCCUAGAUGGAGUGAUUCCACCAAACCUGGAGAAAUGCAAAAAGCUUCAAGUUUUGGCAUUGUGUAAAAAUGAGUUUAUUGGAACUGUACCAAGAGAGCUAGCCAACUUAACAGCUCUUACACUAUUAAAUUUUGCAGCUCUGCAUUUGGAAGGAGAGAUACCAGUGGAGCUAGGUAAUCUAAAGAAACUACAAGUGCUGUCUUUAGCCGAGAAUGAGUUUACUGGUUCUGUCCCUGCAAGCAUUUUCAACAUGUCAACACUGAAGAUCCUAGAUCUUGGGACAAACAAGCUUUCAGGUACUCCUCUUUUAGAUUUAGGCCGUGGAAUGCCCGUCCUAGAAGAACUUUCUUGUGGGGGAAACCACCUGAGUGGUUUUAUCUCUACUUCAAUCUCAAAUUCUUCAAGACUCAGAAUGCUUGAUCUCUCAUCCAACAGUUUCACAGGUCCAAUUCCUGAAUCACUUGGUAAUUUAGAAUACCUCGAGAUUCUAAACUUGGAGGGGAAUAAUCUUUUCAGUGAUUCAACAUUGAGCUUCCUUACAUCAUUAACAAAUUGUAGGAAACUAAGAGUACUCUUGGUUGUUGAUAAUCCGUUGGAUGGUGUUUUGUCCGCAUCUAUAGGGAAUUUCUCCAACUCUCUAAAUUUGUUUAAAGGAGGUGGUUGUAAACUUAAGGGUGUCAUUCCUCGAGAAAUUGGUAAUCUUACUGGAGUGAUACAUAUGAGUUUGUUUAACAAUGAGUUUACUGGUCAUAUUCCAAAUACUCUCCAAGGCAUGUUGAACCUUCAGGAAUUUUACCUACAAAGAAACAAGAUAGAAGGAACCAUACCAGAUGUUAUAUGCAGUUUAAAGAAUCUCGGUGCAAUAGACUUGUCAGGAAAUCAGUUUUCAGGUUCCGUGCCACCAUGCUUAGGAGAAGUUACUAGUUUGAGGUAUCUUAAUCUAGAUAACAACAUGCUGAAUUCAAGCUUACCUGCAAGCUUGGGGAGCCUUCAAGAUCUCCUAGUAUUCAACGUUUCAUCCAAUUUAUUAAGUGGGAAAAUUCCACUUGAAAUUGGAAAUUUAAAGGCUGCAGCAGUGAUUGAUUUGUCAAAAAAUGAAUUUUCUGGUAAGAUUCCUACCACUCUAGGGGGUCUAGACAAAUUGAUUAAUCUUUCUCUGGCACAUAAUAGAUUAGACGGGCCUAUUCCAAAUUCGUUUGGCAAAAUGUUGGCAUUGGAAUUCUUGGAUCUUUGCUAUAACAAUCUUAGUGGUGAAAUUCCAAAAUCUUUAGAAGCUCUUGUGUAUCUCAAAUACCUAAACUUCUCAUUCAAUAAACUUAGUGGAGAGAUUCCCACCGGUGGUUAUUUUGCAAAUACUACAGGUCAAUCUUUCUUGUCCAAUGAUGCACUUUGUGGUGACUCCCGGUUUAACGUGAAACCAUGUGCCAUCCAAUCUUCCAAGAGGAAAAAGACAUUCUUUUUUUUGUACAUCAUUUUGAUAGUGGGUCUGCCAUUUCUCGUAUUAGCCCUCGCGUAUGUAUUUUUACGUUUGCUAAGGACAAAGAAGAAUAUAGGUCAAGCAGAUGUGUCUUUGGUAAAAGGACAUGAAAGAGUUUCCUAUUAUGAACUUGAACAUGCAACAGAAGGAUUCAACGAAAGCAACUUGCUUGGUAAUGGGAGUUUCAGCAUGGUCUACAAGGGGAUAUUUAAAGAUGGUACCCUUUUCGCAGCAAAGGUCUUCAAUAUCCAAUGGGAGGGUGCAUUCAAAAGUUUUGACACAGAAUGUGAGAUACUACGGAGCCUUCGCCACAGAAAUCUGAUCAAAGUCAUAACGAGUUGUUCCAACCUUGAUUUCAAAGCCCUGGUGUUGGAAUACAUGCCCAAUGGGACACUUGAUAACUGGUUAUACUCUCACAACUUGUUCUUGGACUUAUUGCAGAGAUUAGAUAUAAUGAUAGAUGUUGCAUCUGCAAUGGACUAUCUCCACAAUGGCUAUUCAGCACCUGUUGUGCAUUGUGACUUGAAGCCAACCAAUGUCUUGCUAGAUCAAGAAAUGGUUGGUCAUGUUAGUGAUUUUGGCAUUGCAAAAUUGUUAGGUGCAGGGGAGGCUUUUGUUCAAACAAGGACAGUUGCAACCAUUGGAUAUAUUGCUCCAGAGUAUGGUCAAGAUGGAAUAGUAUCCACAAGCAGUGAUGUUUACAGUUUUGGCAUCUUGAUAAUGGAGACGUUUACAAGGAUGAGACCAAGUGAUGAGAUAUUUACUGGAGAAUUGAGCAUACAACGUUGGGUUAGUGAUUCCUUCCCAAGUGGAAUUCAUAAGGUGUUGGAUUCUAUUUUGGUAUCGCCAAGGGAUGAUCAAAUCGAAGUAAAGAUGCAAUGUAUGUUAUCUAUCAUGGAAUUAGCUUUGAGCUGCACUUUAGUGAGACCUGAUGCAAGAAUUAGCAUGGAAGAUGCUCUUUCAAAACUUAAAAAGAUUAGGCUCCAUAUUGUCAGUAGUCGCUACUAGGUGGAACAUAAUCGAACCAUCAUCUCUUCACUCUUGUAUGUUGCUUGUUUACCUAUGCUGACUGUGUUAAGGUUUCAGCUUACCACACGUACUUAUGUUUUUUCUAUCCAACAUCCCUUUAGAACAUAGCAUCAUCUCUUGUAUGCUGCUUGUAUUUAUAUCCAACGUCCCUUUAGAACAUAAGGCAG
Messenger RNA from Lycium barbarum (goji berry), 3583 nucleotides. Its product is annotated as LRR receptor-like serine/threonine-protein kinase EFR. The transcript is spliced from 3 exons. Lineage: Eukaryota; Viridiplantae; Streptophyta; Magnoliopsida; Solanales; Solanaceae. Gene Ontology annotation, biological process: protein phosphorylation. Gene Ontology annotation, molecular function: protein binding; ATP binding; protein kinase activity. The record is from RefSeq and is a predicted model, not a curated record. The coding region runs from base 153 to 3395 and encodes 1080 amino acids.